This is a messenger RNA of Condylura cristata (star-nosed mole), 1551 nucleotides long. It is a transcript of the gene CYREN, whose product is annotated as chromosome unknown open reading frame, human C7orf49. The record is from RefSeq and is a predicted model, not a curated record. Gene Ontology annotation, biological process: negative regulation of double-strand break repair via nonhomologous end joining; double-strand break repair via nonhomologous end joining. The transcript has 3 exons. NCBI's taxonomy places the organism in Eukaryota, Metazoa, Chordata, Mammalia, Eulipotyphla, Talpidae. Bases 1054 to 1536 code for a protein of 160 amino acids. Gene Ontology annotation, cellular component: nucleus; cytoplasm.
UGCCCUUGGCCUGGCCGACGGGGCUAGGAGCGGGUUUGCCCGUGUGCCAUUGGCCCGGCCUCUGCUUCUGGGAGUGUCGGACAGCGUGGCCGACGCUAGACACGGGUUUGGGGUCUGGAGGACCUGGCGGCGAGCCCCGGCUGGACAGUGGCACAUUUUUUGUGACCUUGUGCAAAUGGCCCAGCCUCCGCCCUCGUUGGUAAAAUGGGCUUAGCAGUAUCUGCGCCGGGGGCAGCCGCCAUGACCUCGUCCUGAGGGGGGCACUCCUGAGCAGCUUUCAGGGUGACUGCCUAGGGGAGGACCCAGCCUGGCACCCGAAGUCACUGGCUGGGCUUGGCUUUUAGGAGGGAGGGACUGAGUGGAGUCAAGAGGGGCCAGGGAGGAGUGAGGUUAAGAAGAGAGGUCCUCCCUGGGCAAGAGGGGUGGGGAAAUCCAAGCCCAGGCACACUGGCUAACGUCCAGUCUUGGGAUUAAGGAAAGGGUGUUGGCUAUUCACUGUGACUCCAAAUGGCUCCAGAAUUGUUGUAAGCACCCCAGACAGAGGAAAUGAGAGUCUGGAGUUGGGAGAGACGAUGGAGACCUUGGAGGUUGAUUUUGGGGGUAAGCAAGACUGGGCACCCUGGAGUCAGUGACUAUCCGAUGUUGAGGAGUUGGUGGGGGUGGGAGAGAGGGGUCCUUUAUUCUGCUCCCAUGGGAGGGGGCCCACCCCUCCUAGGUUGAUCAUCUGGAGGCCUGGCAGCCCUGUGGAGCGUGGGCACAGUGAAGGUCAAAGGGCUGUUUCUCCCCAGCCCACCAGCCUGCUCCUCACUACUGCACCCCCAACUUGAUGCCCUGUGAACCGCCUGGCCCGGUCACCUCUGGCCUCCCCUGCCAGGAGCUGUGGUGAUGAAAGUAUUCCAGCUUACUCAAUUUCACUGGCUUGUUUCUUUUUCUCAACAGGAGUUAACACUUGACUCCCAUUGAAGAUGACAGACCUCCAAUUCCUGCUGUGAGGAGGGUAGGCUGUGCUGUGCGGAAAGGGAGAAACUGACUCCUCUUCCUGAGAGGCGAGCGAUGGAAGCCUUACAAUCCAGUACUAAAAAGAGGGUCCUUCCCUCAUGGAUGACGGCCCAGAAGAGCACAGGGUGGGCGACAGCCCCCAAGAAGAGGAGAACCAUAGCGGCUGCAGCGGAGGCCGGCACCCGACUUCCUGCUGUGAAGACUGUGUACUGCAUGAGCGAGGCCGAGCUAGUAGACGUUGCUCUGGGGAUCCUGAUUGAGGACAGAAAGCAGGACAAGCUCUUGGAGCAGCCGUUUCUGGCGGGUGCUGAUAGUCCGGAGCGGUCCCCCACCAGCUCUGGGUCACCGUCAGCGUCACCGUCAGCACCCUCAUCAGCGAGUUCUGGGAGCAGUGAGGACGAGGACAGUGAGGAGGACGCCCUCCCCCCGGGCCUCAGCCCUUCUGAGGGGUCUGGCCAGUCUGUAGCCGCCUCCAGCAGCAGCCCAAGGGAAGAUGAAGACGUGUUAAAAUAUGUCAGGGAGAUAUUCUUCAGCUAAGGGACCAGACCCAGG